Messenger RNA from Drosophila montana, 893 nucleotides. RefSeq lists its product as uncharacterized. The record is from RefSeq and is a predicted model, not a curated record. The coding region runs from base 1 to 573 and encodes 190 amino acids. NCBI's taxonomy places the organism in Eukaryota, Metazoa, Arthropoda, Insecta, Diptera, Drosophilidae. The transcript is spliced from 3 exons.
AUGCACAGCAUGCGUCUUUGGAAUCUCAAGCGGCUCUCGUUGCUGCUCAGCGCGGUCUUCUUGAUAUACUUCUUUGUUUUCUCCGGCGGCUAUCAUAAAUAUCAAAUAGACGGCGUUAUCGGCAAAGCCAAACCGGAAGCAGUUUGGGAAUAUGUGGCGGACUUUAAUAAAAUGCGCUUGCUGAAUCCCACAAUCAUAAAUUUCAAGAUUCUAGCCGAUCAUGGCCACGCCCAUGACUGGCGCUACACGGUGCAGUAUACGGAACGGCUGUCUCACUGGCCGCACUGGCUAAACGAAGCCACCGCCAAAUAUGUGGUGACCAAGACGAUGCCGGGUGUCUAUCCACCAGCCUGGGCCAUCCAAUCGACGCAUAAAACGUGCUUCUUUCGCGGACUUUAUUGCUUGCACUCGCUCAGCGAGUUCAGUUUCAGCGCCCUCGGCACCGAUACAUAUGCGAAUGAGAAGAUCCAAUAUCAGUGCCCGCCGCUCCUAGGCAGCGCCUGUCGGCGGGAGCUCGAGUUCCAGCGCCGCGCCGUUAUGCACAAUCUGACGCACAUUUUCAAGAGAACGUAGUUCAGCUUGCCACAAAAAUGCAAAAGAAUCGUUUUCCAUUUUAAUCUGUUGACGUACAUGUAUUUCCACAUCCAUACGCUUUCAAAUUUCAUUGAGUGCAUAUAAAAAAAAUAUUUGCAUUUAGCUAAAUUAACUAUUAAUUGUUGCUAAAUCUUUGUGAAUUGUAACAAACUGAUUAAAAAAUACAUAACUGCAUAUGCAUGUGAACUAAAUAGACAAUUCAAGCAUAGCACUGAAGCUCACAGCUCAGAGUCGGAACUUUUAAAAUGUUCAAUGCUUGCCUCUGUAUUAUAUAUUUAAAUAUAUUCUUUCUAAUUGGA